AUGGAGCAGAACACUCUUACCCAAGUUGUCUUUGGCAUCAUAGCGACGAUCACUUCAAUCAUUGCCAUUGCCGUUGCCAUCGCAUAUCGGCAUCGUCGAGGUUCUGUCCCACAUCAUUCAUCGACGAGUCUGCUUCCCCCAUGCACUCACCGACGGGCGGAAACACGAGCCGGACUUAAAGCCGUCGUCACGUCCUUCUGCGCAACCUCAUCCGCUCUCGUGCUUCGACUUAACAGCAUCUUCAACGUGCCCUCGCCAACGUACAUCGAGCUAUCUGCGAUACCGGAUGAACCAUCGGACGACCCCACGCCAUCCAUUGCAGCGCUGAACGGUCUUCCACGAGGCACCCGACACAUGCGGACGAUGUCUCUGCCAAUGCUCCCUGUCUACAACAAGCCAUCUCAGGACUAA
Messenger RNA from Zasmidium cellare ATCC 36951, 411 nucleotides. RefSeq lists its product as uncharacterized. Bases 1 to 411 code for a protein of 136 amino acids. The transcript is spliced from 2 exons. The record is from RefSeq and is a predicted model, not a curated record. Lineage: Eukaryota; Fungi; Ascomycota; Dothideomycetes; Mycosphaerellales; Mycosphaerellaceae.